Messenger RNA from Pocillopora meandrina, 3493 nucleotides. Lineage: Eukaryota; Metazoa; Cnidaria; Anthozoa; Scleractinia; Pocilloporidae. The record is from the annotation of a GenBank genome assembly.
GACUACCACAAGCAUGUUGGACGAAGCUAGUUUCAUCAUGGAUUAUUGAGAUUCUUUCUCCUUACGUUUAAUGAUACAUUUUGGAUCGUCAGUCUAAAAUGGCUGGGUUAGAGAUUCUUUCUCCCGAAGGACUACGUCUCGAUGGCCGAAGAGCCCAUGAACUACGAAAGAUUGUCUGUAGAAUGGGGGUUUUCAAGCAAGCGGAUGGCUCAGCUUACAUCGAGAUGGGAAACACCAAGGCAUUAGCUACAGUUUAUGGCCCUCAUGAAGUAACAAACAAAUCUAAAAUCCUACACGAUCGAGUGCUGCUAAAUUUUCAGUUUAGUAUGGCGACGUUUAGCACAGGAGAACGAAAGAAAAGACCAAAAGGAGACAGAAAAUCCACAGAGACGUCUAUGCUUAUAAGGCGCACAUUCGAUGCCACUAUUCUAACACAAAUGUACCCUCGCUCACAGAUAGACAUUUAUGUGCAGGUUAGUAGAACAUUUUAUAUACGUCUAGAAAGAGUGUAGUUCAAAUUCUUGGUCAUUUCUUGAGGUGCAACUCGGAGACUUGGUGCCUUCUGGCUCAUAGCCAAUCCCUCUCCCCUCCCUCCCUCUGUUAUAAUUGAACUGGGUAAAUUCCUCGGGGAAAAUGACCCAAGAUCACUCAACUGCUCCCUAGCUCUCCCUCCUGUUUUUUUUGUUCCACUUUCCCUCUUCAUACAAACUUAUUUAUUACAAAAAUAUCACAAAUCUAUAUACAGUGGAACCUCAAUUUAACAAACCUCUAUAUAAUGAAGUUGUUGGUAUAACAAACCAUACUCUUCAGCCUGGCCAAAGUUACAGGAAAAUAUAUGGAAAGAACCUCCAUGUAACAAAAUCUUUGUUAUAACAAACACAAUCCAGAUGCCCAAAUGUAUAAUAUGCCCUGAUAUAACAAAAUAUAGGCAUGCUAUGCAUGUAAGAGUUAUUGUUUGGGGGGGUGGGUGGAUUACUUGAAACUUUGUAAAUGAUGUCUACAUUCUUACAAAAGGAAAGAAGAGUAUUAAUUAAUGUGGAAAAGAACAAAAAUGUUGAAUUAACUCAUGCACAGGUAUUUUGGGGUAGAUUGUAUGUGUUGUGCAAAUAACUGUGACCAAAAAUUAACUGUAUUGGUGCCACGGAUACCUGUUAGUACAAAAUGCAGACUGCAGACCGGAUACAAAAUGUAGACUAGGUAAAAAAUGUAGACUGCUGAGUGGGUACAAAAUGCAGACUGAGAAUCUAAAGAGUGUUUUUGUCUGGUAUGUGAUAACAUGUCAUCUUACAACUUACCAAGCGUCACGUAAUCACUUUUCCACAAUCAGCUUUCACUAUUAUUUGCAUUAUUUUGGUGAUGAAAAUGUCUGAACAGCCUUUUUACCAACCUAAUAAAAUGUGAACAGAUUUUACCAACCUAAUAAAAGUAGAUUUAGAUGUAGAUAUAGAUGUAAACGAGAUGUCAUCAUUGAAUAUUUAACACGUGCAACAUUCAAGAAACAAUUGACAGCUUUGCGCAUGGUCCAUAUCUUUGUAAGAGGUAUGUGUUUAUAUUGUUGACAAAAAUGCCAAUCCCAAAAUGCUGGGUCGCGCAAUUUCACACAUAAAAAAAAAAUGAUAAAAGUAAAUUAACAUUUACCAGCUCUCAAUAUGACAAACACUUUAGUUGUUUUUCUGCAAAUUCAUGAAUUGAGGUUUUCGAUGUAACGAACACUCAAUAUAACAAAUGUUCGAUAUACUUGUAACGAACAAAUUUCCGCAAUCUCUUAGCACUUAAUUAAAUGGAGGUUCCACUGUAUUCAGUUGACAUUCUAUGCAUGGUGGAUGGGGGAAGGGAGAUGGUCAGAGUAUGAGCCAACUAUGACUGGAGCUGCUGAAAUAUCUAUAUUUUGAUUUUCUCUACUUUCUGUCACCCAUUUCUUACAAAGUCAGUUUAGAGAAUUUGAUGUCUAAUUAAACAUAAGUACCACUCUUGAUUUUCAUCUUUCUACAGCAAGUGACCUAUUAAUUUUCUAAGGAGAAAUUACUGACUUGUCAUUUCCAGGAGUAAAAAUUAUUAAAUUAGACUUUCAAAAAAUCUGCCAUAAGAUUUUUAUCUGAUCCCAAUCAAUUGAAGGAAAUCUUGUUUUGACCCACAGAUAAUAUGGAAGUGCAUUCCUUCCAACUGUGCUUGGAAAAAUGCUUAAGAGUUUGAAGAAUUAUGCUUACUUGGACCCUUUCUCCAACUUCUCAGCUCACUGUAAGAUAAAUGGCCAUUGAAACAACUGCAUAUAUUCAUUUACUGUGGCAGCUUAUAAAUUUGUUUUUUACUUACAGAUUCUUCAAGCUGAUGGUUCAAACCAAAGUGCUUGCAUCAAUGCAGCUACCUUAGCUCUCAUAGAUGCUGGAAUUCCAAUGAAGGAUUAUGUCAGUGCUUGCACAGUUAGUUUUGUCAAUGACCAACCAUUGAUGGAUGUUAACUACUUAGAAGAAAGCUUUGGAGGCCCACAACUAAGUCUGGCUGUUUUACCAAAGUCUGGAAACAUUGUCAUGUUCCAAAUGGAUUCUAGACUUCAUAUUGAUAACUUGGAAAAAGUCCUGGAAUUGGCAAAGAAAGGAUGUAGUGAUAUCCAUGUCUUACUUCGACAAACUGUGCGUGACUAUUCUCAAGAAUGUGUGGCCACUUUAGCCAGUAAUUAAAAUCUCAUCCUAGACUUAAUAAGUUCUAAGGCUCUUAGACUGCCUUUUUUUUCUUCCAAAAGGAAUUACGAACUAGACAUCUUACUGACGAAAAGCAGAAGUUCUCAUUUGCAACCGGUCCCAUUAGGUCAGUAUUGAACGUUCAGUGGCCAAUCUAGAAGAAGGGUCUGGGGGGUCUGCAACCUCAACGCGGUAAUAUCUGGUCGAAUUAUUUUUCUUCCAUUAUCAUUAGCAGCAGACACAGCAUCUAGAAAGUCUAUCACCUCUUCGUAAAGGACUUUUUCUGCCAUUGUGAGAAACUCUCCUUAAUGGAUCAGAAAAUCAGGUAAAAUGCUGCCUUCUUGGAACGAUUCGUCAAAACAGCUGGUUAUGCCUGCAGUGUACUGCGUCAUGUAGUUGUUUUUUGUGGCACUAUCAACAACAUCCUCUGAGUAAAGCUUCGGAGCUCAACCUAAAUCCACUUUCGUGUGAAGCUUCUUUGAAAUUUGCGGGAAGAACGAUUCCUCAGUGACCACCGCGUGCAGAACGAAUAUGGCUCCACCCGGGUAAAGCUUCUGGAAACAGCUUCGCAACGAUUAUUCAACGUCCACAUAGUACAGAGAGGCCACAAAAUGAAUUGUAUCGAAGCUCUCCACGUUAGGAAAAGACUCGAUGAACUUCUUCAAGAUGAUCUUGCAUCAAUCGAACGACACAUUAGCUGAACUUGCGGCUUGCGGCCAAGGUGUGGUCGAUGCUGUAAACUCUGCUAUAAUUUCUUGGUUCGGCUCUAUGAUAACAGAAUGUAUGGACGGCUUAUUCAUCUGAUGAGACUUUCC